UCAUGCACAGGAGUAGCCUACAUGCAUGGCAGUCAAUGCAGGACCACAGCCCAUCUGGCUCCAAGUCUUUCGGGUCACUUGAAAAACGUUUUAUAUGAAGCAGAUGACGAUGUACUUCCGGCUUGUCCUCUUGCUCUCCAUAGCUACCGUGGGACUGUGUAACCUGAAAAUCGCCUCCUUCAACAUCAAAUGGCUCAGUGUCAACAAACUGUCCAACAACGAAACACUGAGUAUCAUCAAACAGAUAAUACAAAGGUAUGAUAUAAUUUCCAUCAUCGAGGUAAGGGACGACCAUGCCAUCCACAUGUUGGUGCAGAAACUCAAUAUGGAUAAUCGGGACAACCCGUACGGCGUAGUAGUGAGUAAGAAACUGGGACGUAAUGUACACUAUACAGAAUCGUAUGCCGUCCUGUUCCGAAUAAAUAACGUGUUUGUACAAGAGGUACAUCAGUUCCCGGAUCAGGAUGACGUAUUUGCACGAGAACCAUAUGCUGUCAUGUUCCAUUCUCUCGAUUCACGCCCUGCCAACUUUAUAUAUAUUGUGCUCCACACACAGCCAACAGACACGCCCGCUGAGCUCGAACACAUGGUAUCUGCUUACGACAACAUCACCAAUCUCAUGGGGAUUCAGGACGCCAUUAUAGCUGGGGACCUGAAUGCUGAUUGCCGUUACCUGUCUCACACGCGCCACGACAACAACCUUCUCUACACAGACAAACGCUUCACGUGGCUCAUCGACAGUGAUGCCGACUCCACUGUGUCUACCAGUACCGACUGCGCUUACGACAGGUUCAUUGUUGCCGGGGAUGAGCUGAAACAGAAUAUUGUACCAAACAGUGCCCGUGUGUACAACUUCCAACAGGCAAUGAAUCUCACUCCUAACCAAACCAAUGCAGUGAGUGAUCAUUUACCCAUAGAGGUGCAAAUCGGUAACUGAAGCAAAUGAGGUGAAAGACAUUUCGUUCGCAGAUCUGUCGGUUCACUGACAUGUAAAUACAGCUUGUAUAAAGAAUCCCUUACUAACAA
Messenger RNA from Ylistrum balloti, 1026 nucleotides. Its product is annotated as deoxyribonuclease-1-like. Gene Ontology annotation, molecular function: DNA nuclease activity. Gene Ontology annotation, cellular component: nucleus. The coding region runs from base 95 to 937 and encodes 280 amino acids. Lineage: Eukaryota; Metazoa; Mollusca; Bivalvia; Pectinida; Pectinidae. The record is from RefSeq and is a predicted model, not a curated record. The transcript is spliced from 9 exons. Gene Ontology annotation, biological process: DNA catabolic process.